Messenger RNA from Dermacentor silvarum, 5877 nucleotides. RefSeq names its product CCR4-NOT transcription complex subunit 9 (gene Rcd-1). Gene Ontology annotation, cellular component: CCR4-NOT complex; CCR4-NOT core complex; P-body. NCBI's taxonomy places the organism in Eukaryota, Metazoa, Arthropoda, Arachnida, Ixodida, Ixodidae. Bases 163 to 1101 code for a protein of 312 amino acids. The record is from RefSeq and is a predicted model, not a curated record. The transcript is spliced from 10 exons. Gene Ontology annotation, biological process: mRNA catabolic process; negative regulation of translation.
UAAAGCCAAAUACGCCUAGUGAAUAAAAAAGGACGGUCGCAGCGGUUUGCUGGCACAGAUCAACCACUCAGUCAGACUCAGUUUGCUCGAAGAAGCGUGAACAAAUUUACCUGCUUUACAUUUGCGCGUUGGCUGUGUCAGCAGCUGUAUCACUGAAGUGUUAUGAACCCUACGGCCUGCAGGGAUCAAUUGAACCGACUCGUCAUGAUGAACGUGUCGCAGCAUUCUGUCAUGCAGUCCGUGGACAAGGAGAAGAUAUUCCAGUGGAUAAUUGAACUCUCCAAUCCGGAGACACGCGAAAAUGCGCUUCUGGAAUUGAGCAAGAAGCGCGAGGUUGUUCCUGACCUGGCUCCGAUGCUGUGGAACUCGUUUGGCACGAUUGCAGCUCUUCUACAGGAGAUCAUCAACAUCUACCCCGCCAUUAACCCUCCAACACUCACUGCACACCAAUCCAAUAGGGUUUGCAAUGCACUGGCCCUGUUGCAGUGUGUGGCUUCACACCCAGACACUCGCACCUACUUCCUUGCAGCAAACAUCCCAUUGUUCCUGUACCCUUUCCUCCACACUGUCAGCAAGACGAGGCCUUUUGAAUAUUUGCGGCUGACCAGCCUAGGUGUGAUUGGUGCUUUAGUCAAGACUGAUGAGCAAGAGGUGAUCAACUUCCUCCUGUCGACAGAGAUCAUUCCGCUCUGCCUGCGGAUCAUGGAGUCUGGCAGUGAGCUCUCCAAGACGGUUGCCACUUUCAUCCUGCAGAAGAUUUUGGUUGAUGAGACUGGUCUUUCGUACAUCUGUCAGACGUACGAACGUUUCUCUCAUGUGGCCAUGAUCCUGGGCAAGAUGGUUCUGUCUUUGGCCAAGGAACAAACUGCACGGCUGCUAAAGCAUGUGGUCCGGUGCUACCUGAGGCUGUCUGACAAUCCAAGGGCUCGGGAAGCCCUGCGCCAGUGCCUACCAGACCAGCUGAAGGACAACACAUUUGCAAGCUGCCUGCAGGAUGACAAGUCCACUUCACACUGGCUGGCCCAGCUGCUGAAGAACUUGGAGACAGCACCGGUCACUGACCCCAGGCUUACCUACCAGGGGAGCCUUCCUCCCCAGUAGCCCCUCCUCAUCACCACCACCCAGGACGGCAGGGCUAGGUCACCACAAAGCCCCGUUAUGAGUGGGAACUGAGUUUGUUGACAGCAGCUGUAGUCUUGGCAUCAUCUGCUCGCAUGUGAUUUGCGUCGGCGUGAUGUCAUCUUGACGAACACUGAAUGUGAUACCCUGCAGAGCGGCAAAACGAGGGCAGGCUUACUGUGUGCACAGUCUCCUUCUAGGCUUUUGGAUUACUGUGGUAGCGCAUGCAUAUCACUGCUGGCUCAUGUCAUUUUGAAUAUGUGCAGUCAAAGUGUAGAUUAAGGCAUGGCUGUCCUGUUGCCUCUUUGCUGUCCAAAAGGUCUUAAAAGGAGAGUGGUUACUCGUAACAUCAGUGACAUUCAACCAGCCUUGCAUCUGCCAUAAUGUUGUGUUGUUCUUGACAGUAACCAGAAAUAAGUCGUCCAAAAGCGGUACGCAAUUUCUCAAACACUAUUGAACAACUAUGUUUGAAGAAUUGGGUAGCUAUGUGUGACAGUGUCGGACAAAUGCGUGUAAAUUGUCAGCUAGGCUGCAAUUGCCAUGUGAUAUUGUAGUGUCCAUCUAGGUGCCACUGAUGUAGUUGUCAGAUGAGCUGGCACAGUUUCAAAAUUGUGAAAGUGACAUUCGUUAAACUGAAAUGUGCAGUAAUCUUCUUGUUUUGUGGCUUUUGUGACCCUUCGGCAUGUCUGCAAUGUUUAGGAGUGAGUCAUUCAUGCUUGGGUGCUCACCUCUAAGGUGACUGAGGUUAGCCUGACUUUUGUCACAGUGCCUGGAAACAGGCAAUCGUCUUGCCCGUUUUCCUGAUGUAUGUGGAAAUAUUGCCUGUGUGGAUUCUUGUUGGGCUAUAACAGUCUCCAUCAUCUGCCAAUACAUGUUGGCGGCUAUUGAGUUUAAAAAAGAAUUUUGAUUGAUGAAAGCUUUAGAUUAUGGUAAACAGAGGAUGCCUACAACAGGCAGAUGUUGAAGUGCGCUGUUCUGUAGCACGAAACAAAACGAUAACUUUGGAACAGUCCACACAAAAUGUGGAAAAUAACAAAUGUUUCAUUUCGGUGGAGACGGUGCUGCCCUUCUAGUUAUGCACGGUUAAGAAUUCUCAGCAACAAAAUAUUGUCGAAGGCACACAUGCAGGCCCCCAAAAUCAUCCACAAGUGUAUCACUCUUCUAUCAUUUUAAGCUUUAAACUGUAUAGGAUCUAUUCUGUGAUGGUGUAGUAUAUAGUCUUGUAUAUGAGGUAUGCCUGAAAAUUGUUGGGGGAACGUGUGCGUGCAUUAGAAUUUUUUCUCGACAAAGGGCUUGUGCAUGUGCCUCAAACAUUUCUAUGUAGCUAAGGGUGCAGCACCACUCGUUCCGCAAAGAAAUUUUGUUAAUUCCCACCAUAUGUGUAUUGUCCAGAGUUUUUUUUUUUUUUCUUUUGAUGUCUUAUGUGCUGAAUGAGCACUCCUAAACUCAGUUUGCCAGUUGCCAUAGAACUGAUUUGCCAAAACUCAAAAAAUGUGCAACAAACUAGCCCCAUUUGCCAGUUCAAUAGGCAAAUAUUGUUUUAUUGGAUAAUCAAAGAAAAAAGGGAUCAUGCUCUACUUCAGCACGCUGUUGAUCGCUUAGAGCCACAUGACCUAUAAAUGUGCUAUCCUUGUUGCACAUGCUGCCCCUAUGACAGCUCUCUGUGGACCACUCUGCCUCCAUGUAAAUAGCAUAAAGAAGUCCAAGGUGCCACAAGCUCAGCCGAAUGUAAUGAACCUAAACAUUUUUUAAUAAUCUAUAGGUGGUGGAUGUAUUGCAAGAGUAAUGUUACCAUGCAGGGCUGAGCGCAGGUCCUAAAUCUUCCUUCUUUGUACAUAACUUGUCACAAUGUAAGUCUGUUAGUCGUUACACAGGAGAUUCAUGUGGAAAGUGAGGCUUCCCUGGUUUCUGGUGGUAAGGAAGAACAAGAAUGGAAACAGGGAUUGUGAUGCUUUCUUGUUUCCCUCUAUUUACCCUUUGCUGUCUUUCUUUGUUUAGCAUAAACUUGAAGCACCUGUCCCUAAUUUGCUUGAUUUCUCAAGCCUGCACAGUUGCACCGAAUAUAUGAGCAAUUUGCAGCCGACUUCAAGCAGCUGCGUAGUGUUGGCUAUUAUGUUUUAUUCAUCAUAAAACUUGCGAGUGUAGUUGCAGCAUGGAUAUUUGGUGCCACUGCUUCACUUUGUUCGUUCUGAGCUCUGAAGGGCCUGUUGACACUCCAGCAACAAACCUUGCGGCAGGAUUAAGGAGAAUGGGCUGGACAGGGAAUUGUGGAGCAUAUUGUGACCAUGUAACAUCUCGGUCUUCUGCAUAUUGCUACUGAAGGGCAGGUUUCAAAAGUUGUGGAACUUUUUUUUUUUUUUCCUCUGACACUUCUGAUGCACGUAAAGUUGUCUGGUUGUAGAUUUUGUUGUUGUAAGCACAUGUUUGGGUACACUAUGUGCAAGCUUCAAGAGCAAGUUAAGGUGGAGCAUAUCCUGUGAUUUGGUCUCUUAUAGUACUUCAUUGUAUGUUUUAGGUGUCGGGAUGGGGAUAAAGUUUAAAGCUUGACUCGUGUGUGCAUUGUCAAGAAUUCAAAACAAAUAUGUGCAUUUAGUUAGGGUAAUCUUUAGUUGAGCCUCUAUUUCUAUCCUUAGCUUCAUCUCUCCACAUUUAGUUUUGAGCAACAACUUCAUUUUCCUGGGUGGGCUUUCCUGGUGCCCUAGCUUUAGUCUCCUCCUCAAAGAUUCCUUGACUUGGUUAUUGGUUGGGCUAAGUGUACUGUGAAAAUGUUUAACACAACUUUCAAAUGGUACAGUAGUAAGGGGUUAAUGACGUGGAACAUGGACGAACUACAAUAUGGCUGAAUAAGAAGUUAAUUACGUGUAUGGCUUUCAGACUUUGACUCUUAGUCCACACAAAUCAAGGAAGCAAUGUGGGCAAUAUUUCUUUAAAUUUGUUUUUCCUGCAUCUAUAUAUGCAGGUGUGCAGUUUUAGAUGUACAGUCCUCUAACACUUGAUAUGCAUGACAUCACCCCACAGUGAAUACCAGGUGAAAAAUAAUAGGGUGGUCUCCUUACCCCCCCCCCCCCCUUUUUUUUUGCGGAGUCGCUAUUAUGGAAGUUACUUAAUUUUGCAGGCCAAUUUACUGGUAUGGUAAACAAAAGCACCUAGAGAAGUUAUUUUACUUUUGACUGCUUGUUAUUUGUCUAGCCACUGUCGUCACCUUGUGCGUGAUGCAUUUUUUUAAUGAUUUUGUUGGAAGCUGACCAGGGUGCAGAUAAUUGUGUAAAGUGUAUAUAGCUCUUUCUUUUUUUGAAAUUGUAAUGACAUUUGCAUAUCAGAAGUACUAUUAUUGUAUCCAUAAGCCACUGAUGGUGUAGUCUCCUUAUCCCAGCCAACAGUUUCGUCCUUGCUAAGCUUUUGUAUGAGCGGAAGGGCGUGAAGCGAUGUCACUUGUCCACUCCAGAUAGCCAGUAGUACUCCAAUCAUUCUCAGGCUUCCAAGAUUUCACAAUAUGAAAAGAAAACUGGGCCAUAACAUGACAUAGUCAAGGAGGCAUUUUUAUGUUACAAUAAUGUAACCUUCGUGCUCUUAUGUCCGUAGCUGUAAUUAUUGUGUGAACAAUGCAUUUUGGGGUGUCUUGGUGUUUGAACUGAUGAGAUAUCAAUUGACAGCGCACAUUGAAGCACAAUUUACUGGUGCUUAGUGUUACCUUGAGUGUGGUGAUUUCAUGUGUGUGUUUGUGUGUCAUACAUCUCUGGUGGCAUGGAGCUUGUUAGUGUUGUGAGAGAUUUAUCUGUUUGUACCAAAGAGGCAUUUGCCACUGACACCAGGAUGUCAUACGAAUUUGUGAGGUGUAAGAACAUUUGAUGACUUUGAAGUUAUCUAAAAGUGGGUUGUGCUCUGAAUUGUAACUCGCACACAAAAUUCAUGAGAGCAUAAAUUGCAUUCCUACAGAGCUGUGAAUAGUCGCUACUAGCAGGUUCUGCCCAUUUUAUAGUAAUGGAACUGCCUGGGGGGUUUUUAAUUGACUGAUUUUCACGAGAAUCUCAAAAUAAUUGAUGCCUUCUGGUAUUUUGGCUAGUUGAAAUGGCCUCAUGUCAGUGUCACUCUAAAUUGUGAUAGCUGUAUUAUAGAGCAUCUUCAUUUAUUUGUAUGUAAACGAUGGCAUUAUACAUGCCUGCUUAAAUCACAGUGUAUUGGUUCGUGUCCUGGCAUGUGCUCUAUGCUGUUAAUUUGUAGCCUGCGUGCCAAUAGGCAAAUUAUCUAUGAAUGGCGUGUUCAUUCAUAUUAGUAUUUUUUUUCAUAAAUGUCAACCAAUUGCUUGCACAAAGCAAAACUUACAAGACAUGCCAGACGACAUUAUGAAAAGAUUCUAGUGUAUUUUGACCGUCAUCUACACGAACGCACAAAUGUAAAAUUUAGCUGUGUGCUUGUUGACAGCACCUGUCUCUUCAUGUAUUGGAAUUAUGGCUGUUGGAUUCUGUCACAUUAUUUUGUGUAUUCUUCGUCAACAAAGCAUGUAUGUCAGAACAUUGUAUUGGUUGACGAUAAGCAGGCUUACAAACUGGAUGCCGUCUUUUGAGUGUUGCCAUGAGCUAAUGGUGUUUCUUCUGCAUCCCUACUUUGGGGCCAUCUGCGUCGGAAUGGUGAGGGAGAAAUUUGAUUGCGAAUGCUAAGCCUUGCUCCAUCUACUGGGUUGUGCCACUUUGUCACUUGUGAUUCCCAAAGUACAAAGUUUGGUUUUAAAAGAGCAAUAAACUGAGCACUUCAAACAUG